GGGCCGGCCCAGCGAGCCAGCGAGCGAGCCAGCAAACCGGAGGAGGAGGGCCGCGGGAGGCGAGGCCGCGGAGGCGGAGGGAUCUGCGCAUCAAAGCGAGCUAGGCGAGCAAAGUUUGGCUGGGGGUUGGACUUUCCUUCCCGGAGGCGGCACCCAAACAGCCACCCCGUGCGGAAACCCAAACUUUCUGCUGCCACUUCGAGUCUCGCGGCCGCCUCCUCCGCCCCGCGCUCGGGGCCUGCCUGACCCCGCGCCGCUGUCGCCCGCCCGCCGCCGUCCGGCCUGCCCCCGCUGCUCUCCUCCCGCGUGGGAGCCGCUCGCGCAGGGCCGCGCGCCGAGCCCCGCAGGCUGCAGCGUCGCGGCCCGGCCCGGCGCACCCGCAAGUUCGCCGAGAGUUGAGGCGAAGUUGGGCCGAGCUCCCCUCUGCGCCCCCGGCGUCCCGCCGCGCCCUGCCCCGCCGGGGGCGCCCCUGGCCGCCCGCGCGCACGCCCCAGCCAUGUCGUCCAUCCUGCCCUUCACCCCCCCGAUCGUGAAGCGCCUGCUGGGUUGGAAGAAGGGCGAGCAAAACGGGCAGGAGGAGAAGUGGUGCGAGAAGGCGGUCAAGAGCCUGGUGAAGAAGCUCAAGAAGACGGGGCAGCUGGACGAGCUGGAGAAGGCCAUCACCACUCAGAACGUCAACACCAAGUGCAUCACCAUCCCCAGGUCCCUGGAUGGGCGGCUGCAGGUGUCCCAUCGGAAGGGGCUCCCCCAUGUCAUCUACUGCCGCCUGUGGCGAUGGCCAGACCUACACAGCCACCACGAGCUGCGAGCCAUGGAACUGUGUGAGUUCGCCUUCAAUAUGAAGAAGGACGAGGUGUGCGUGAAUCCCUAUCACUAUCAGAGAGUAGAGACGCCAGUGCUACCUCCCGUGUUGGUGCCACGCCACACAGAGAUCCCCGCCGAGUUCCCCCCACUGGACGAUUACAGCCAUUCCAUCCCCGAGAACACGAACUUCCCUGCUGGCAUAGAGCCCCAGAGCAAUAUUCCAGAGACCCCGCCCCCUGGCUACCUGAGUGAGGAUGGAGAAACCAGCGACCACCAGAUGAACCACAACAUGGACGCAGGUUCUCCAAACCUAUCCCCGAAUCCGAUGUCCCCAGCACACAAUAACUUGGACCUGCAGCCUGUCACCUACUGCGAACCGGCAUUCUGGUGCUCCAUCUCCUAUUAUGAGCUGAACCAGCGCGUUGGGGAGACAUUCCAUGCCUCACAGCCAUCCAUGACAGUGGACGGUUUCACUGAUCCCUCCAACUCCGAGCGCUUCUGCCUGGGCCUGCUGUCUAAUGUCAACAGGAAUGCCGCAGUGGAGCUCACGCGGAGGCACAUUGGGAGAGGCGUGCGGCUGUACUACAUUGGAGGGGAGGUCUUCGCGGAGUGCCUCAGCGACAGUGCUAUUUUUGUCCAGUCUCCCAACUGUAACCAGCGCUAUGGCUGGCACCCAGCCACUGUCUGCAAGAUCCCACCAGGUUGCAACCUGAAGAUCUUCAACAACCAGGAGUUUGCUGCCCUGUUGGCUCAGUCUGUCAACCAGGGCUUCGAGGCUGUCUACCAGCUAACCCGAAUGUGCACCAUUCGCAUGAGCUUCGUCAAAGGCUGGGGAGCAGAGUACAGGAGACAGACAGUGACCAGCACUCCUUGCUGGAUUGAGCUGCACCUGAAUGGGCCUUUGCAGUGGCUUGACAAGGUCCUCACCCAGAUGGGCUCCCCCAGUAUCCGCUGUUCCAGUGUGUCUUAGAGAUGUUGGGUGUGAAGGGGAGGGUGGGGGAGGGCUGGCUUGGGGAAAAUGGCCAUGGAGGAGAUGGAGCAACUCAGAACUCUACUCAACCCACUCUCGCCAAGGAAGAAAACUCUCUCAACCAAGGUGGCUCCAACCUGUUUUUCCAAAACACAGAAGCAAGCCCAGAGAUGGGUUUUAUGAACAGCUGUGUUUACCGAAUAUAUUUGUCCUCGGCCCAGUUUGAAGGGCAAGAAAUGGUUUCUGUUUGUUUGAGCAAACAGGUAGUGUUUUACCACCUGCCCCUCCCCCCAGCCUUUUUAAUGACAGC
Castor canadensis (American beaver) is the source of this 2084-nucleotide messenger RNA. It is a transcript of the gene Smad3, whose product is annotated as SMAD family member 3. Lineage: Eukaryota; Metazoa; Chordata; Mammalia; Rodentia; Castoridae. Gene Ontology annotation, molecular function: DNA-binding transcription factor activity, RNA polymerase II-specific; I-SMAD binding; RNA polymerase II cis-regulatory region sequence-specific DNA binding. Gene Ontology annotation, cellular component: heteromeric SMAD protein complex. The record is from RefSeq and is a predicted model, not a curated record. Gene Ontology annotation, biological process: transforming growth factor beta receptor signaling pathway; cell differentiation; activin receptor signaling pathway.